Ustilaginoidea virens is the source of this 4041-nucleotide messenger RNA. RefSeq lists its product as uncharacterized. NCBI's taxonomy places the organism in Eukaryota, Fungi, Ascomycota, Sordariomycetes, Hypocreales, Clavicipitaceae. Gene Ontology annotation, biological process: RNA 3'-end processing. The transcript has 4 exons. Bases 1 to 4041 code for a protein of 1346 amino acids. The record is from RefSeq and is a predicted model, not a curated record. Gene Ontology annotation, molecular function: nucleotidyltransferase activity.
AUGGACGCCAGGUCCGCGACCUCGGAACCUCAGCAUUCUUAUUCCCCGAGUCCUUGGGCCGCGACUUCCACCUCCCCGUCGAGCUCAUCAGAAUCGACCAACAACGGCCCUGCGCACUCGCAAUCCGCGGAAAGUCUCGCGGACGCAGCUGCUCUCCCCGCCCCUGCCGCGGCUGCACCACCGUUUCCAUCCCACCUCGACUUCCUGCCGUUUCUGUUUCCUCAACAAAACAUCUACCACCAACAGCUUCUUCACUACAACAAGCUCAUCUCGCCCGCCCGUGGAGGUGGACUGCAAACGCCACCGCUGCCUCCUGUCGUGUCCUCCCCACAUGUACAGGCCGGACCCAGACCCAGAUCAUCUAGUAAAGUGUCCCUGAAGGACGGAUCGGCCAGCAAAGGAGCCACCUCGGGAGGCAAUGGGAGCCGCUCACAUCACAGCUCAGACAAGAACAACCGCUCGGUUGUAGUGUCCAAAGAACAUACAACGCCUUCCAAGAUGCCCCCCAAACAUUCGGCCGAAAUGUCGAGGAGCGUUCCUCACCGAUCGAAUGCCGCCACCACUUCUUCAGCACACGGACAGUCACAAUCGAGCUCCGUGCCCUCGACCCCCCAUCAACAUGCUCGGCAGUUUUCAUUUGAAUCACGAGAGCCUUCGCCCUCGGCCGGCAACAAUCACUCCCCUCGAUCUGCAUACUCGGAAACGAAUAGCACUCUACCUUCGCUGCGGCCGUUGCCCCCUCGAUUAGGUGGAUGCAAGUACGAAACGGCGCAGAUCAACUCGAGGCGCAGAAUACCGUACUCUGUCGGUAACGAUCGUCUUGAAAAGCUGGACUUGCGAAGCGUCAAGAGCAAAUUGUCCGAAGAUGAAGACCGGAGGUUAGCCGCGGAUAUUCGCAUACUCUACGACCGUUUAUUACCGACCAAUGAGGUGGAAGAGAAGAGAAAGAAGCUGGUUCAGAAGCUGGAAAAGCUCUUCAACGACGAAUGGCCAGGUCACGACAUUCGAGUCAACCUGUUUGGAUCCUCGGGCAACCUGCUUUGCUCAGAUGAUUCCGACUUGGACAUCUGCAUCACUACGUCCUGGCACGAGCUGGAAGGUGUCUGCAUGAUAGCUAACCUGCUGGCGAAACGCGGGAUGGAAAAGGUGGUGUGCAUAUCAGCGGCCAAGGUACCAAUUGUCAAGAUUUGGGAUCCCGAACUUGGUCUAGCUUGCGAUAUGAAUGUCAACAACACUCUUGCGCUCGAAAAUACUCGGAUGGUUCGCACAUAUGUUGAAAUAGAUCCUCGAGUUCGACAGCUGGCCAUGGUCAUCAAAUACUGGACAAGGAGGAGAAUAAUUAAUGAUGCUGCUUUUGGUGGAACUUUGAGCUCCUACACAUGGAUUUGCCUCAUUAUUGCAUUUCUUCAGCUCCGAACUCCACCAGUACUACCCGCCCUACAUCAGAUGCCUUACAAAACACACAAAUCCGACGGAACUGUCAGCGACUUUGCAGAUAAUCUGAAGAAGAUCAAGGGCUUUGGGAACAAGAAUAAGUCGUCUGUUGCGGAGCUGCUAUUCCAAUUUUUUCGGUUCUAUGCGCACGAGUUUGACUAUGACAAACAUGUCCUCUCGAUUAGGCAAGGGAGACUGGUAACGAAACAAGACAAGAAGUGGAACUAUGCCGUCAACAACCAACUCUGUGUCGAGGAGCCUUUCAACACUAGCCGGAAUCUUGGCAACACCGCCGAUGAGUAUUCUUUCCGCGGAGUUCAUUUGGAACUUCGCCGAGCUUUUGACUUGUUGUCGGAAGCAAAGUUGGAGGAGGCAUGCGAACAAUACGUCUUCCCUAAAGAGGAGGAGCGUGUCUGGACGCGACCGCCGCCUCAGCCCCGGCCAGUCCUUGUGAGGAGCUCUUCGCAAACACAUUCAGGCCGCGGUGGCCGAGGCCAUCACAGAGGGGGGCGACACAACAACAACAACAACAACAACAACAACAGUAAUAACUUCCACCGUAACGGCGGCGGCUCGAAUCGACGCGCUUCGUCCAGCGUGCCGGCGUAUGAUGCAAACAUGUUUGUCACGCCGAUUACCUUGCAGCAAGACAUGUCGUGGUUUCAGAACCCUCAUUAUCAAUUCCAGUACGCACAGCAAGAUCUCAUGACGCAAAUGGCAUACCAUCAAGAGAGCAUGAGGCAAUUUCAGUUAUACACGCAGUCUCCUGCCUUUUUGCAGCAGCAAACUAUGAAUCAGGCGCAGAGAUUGUCCGCCACCAACUCGGGUUCCGGAGGGCAGCAGUCUUCUGACCGUUCCAGAACGAAUUCUUUUGAUAACGUACCAGUCAGCGCCCCGCUGCGUCCAGACUUGUAUGCGUUGUACGGGAUGAACCUCGGCCACACAUUCUUCCCCCAAACCAGCUACGGCACCUACCCGACGACGACGACGACGACGACGGCCGCAAGCGCAACCACCAACUCGGGGGGCCAAGACUUUCGUCGAUCGCUUCAACGGUCAACGCUGUCGGGCGAGGGAGGUUUAUCGGCCUCGAGCAGCUCUAUUCGCUCCCAAUCUCAACCAGCCCAAAGAUCACCAUCUGCCAACCCUGGCGUAGCUUACCACACGUUGGGCAGCCAGACGCCGACCAGUGCCGUCAUGGCGUCGUCGAGAAACGCAAACGGUGUUCCUAUUCCCAGUUUCAUGUCGGAUGAAGCCGACUUUGACGAAACACCCAGGGCCGUGUCGGAUUCGCCAGAGACAUUCGACGUCCAGUCUGGGUUCUUUCAGUCCAGAAGCUUGAGUCCAACAAGACUGUCGCAGCUACAGCUACAGCAGCAACAACAACAACAAACGCAGCAGCAGCAUCUGAAUCAGCAGCAGCAUCUGCCCAACGGUAUUGCCUUUGGGGAUCUUGCAGCGCAUUCUUCUAGUCCGGAACGAAGGCGGCUGUCGACGGAGCAACUACCGCAAACGCUUCUGGAUCGAAGGAUGCGAAGAGCUUCCAGGUCUCCGUCGCCUCUGGGGCACGCUCGUGCCUUCUCCGUCGGUGGCGGAGCAGCUUCUGCGCCGUUGGCAUCGGCCCCCUUUCCCGGCAGCCAGAGCAGCCAGAGCAGCAAGACGCAGACGCGACCGUUGGUAGUGAAUGGAUCGGGAUUGAAGAUGGCCGUGUCGCCUCCCAAUCAAAGACAAUGCAACAGACCCGAGACUCUAGUAUUGGAGGAUUCGCUAGCCGCCAACAUGGACAAUGCCUUGCAUAUCAAUGUUCCUGUUCCCAUGUGGCCGGUGCAACCGCCCAUCAAUGCCACAAUGCAGGCGCCGUCGACGUCGUCGUCGUCGACAGCGCCUCAGCUGCCGCUCGACCGACCGCCGAUUGUCGUGAACGGCUCCAACGCACCGCUAACCAUUUCCCAGUCAACAGAGGAUGCUUCAUUCCGUGAGCGCAUAGCAAUGAUGAACUCGAUCUACCUGACGAACCAGCUCAACCAGCAGGAGCUGCAGAAUGGAAACACGUCUCGACUUGCUCCAUCUGCCAGGCAGCGUCUUUUUGGUCGCCAACCGCAAAGCGGCGUCAUUGCCCCCCUGGAUCUGGCCAUUGCUGAUAACCGGGUUGGCAGUACCAGGCCUUCAGGAAUUGACAGCGCGAACCUCUCACCCGUAUACGAGAACCGGACUCCUUCUCCCAGCGCUGUUCGAAAACAGGCCACUGCGGCUCCGACGUGGCUACCCAGUAAGACACAGGCCAAAGCCGAAGGCAAAUCAAAAGUUGGGUCUGCGGCGACGGAUGUGCCGAAAGAGACGCAUCAAGAAGGAGAUUGGAUGCCUUCACCGGUGGAUGCGGAAAAGAUGUCGGUGGUCCAGAAGCCUGGGACUGCAGCCAUCAACAAGCCAGUGAUGCAGGCUCGCGAAAACGGCCAUGUACGUGGAGCCAAGAGUGAAGGAGACGGCGGUUGGCAGAAGGCUGCCGGCAAGGGCAAGAAGAAGACGAAUGCAGCUCCUGCUGCCACGACACAACCGUCGCACGCAGAACUGCCACCAAGGAAUGAGUCUGACCGGAAAGGGGGCUGA